UUUGAUAGAUACAGAUCUAUAUAAAAUGAGAACUAGUCUACCCCAAGUAGUCAGUGUAUUAUCAAGAAUAUCUUUCAAAAAAAAACAGAAAACGCUAUUUACACUUAUUCUCAGAAAUAAAAUAUUUCAUACGGUCCAUUCCAACGUGAUUUCAUUGUUUUUGAAUUAUACUCUCAAGGAAGUACUUAAAAUCACAACAAGAUCUGCAUCCUAGGUCUAGAUCUAUAUCCAGUGAAUCCUGAGAAAUAUGACGACUUUUGACAUAGUUUCUGAUAACGUCAAACCUUCGACGCUGGGAGUGAAAGAUGCUUUACGACUGUGUACAGAUACAACAGAUAUUGACGUCAUUAUCGAUCUGACCAAACACAGCAAUCCGCUGGUGAGACAGAAGGCCUUGCGUGAAAUGUGUCCUUGCCGUGUCAAGAAAGACAUCUCAGACUUUUGGACGCGGGUCUUUGAGAUGCUAUCGGACUCAGAAGAAAACGUUAGGUACCAGGUCCUACACACACUGUGUGACGGAAGUCCAGAACAUCUAGAACACGAGAUCUCUGAGGCGUUGGAAGUUUUUAACAGAGACCCGAGUCCUAAAAUUCGAAGGCAAGCUCACAGGGCCCUUACUGCAUACAGGCGGACAGGAAAGUGGAACAUCCUGUAGUCUUUGUUUCGAUAAAAAUAAUUGUAACAAAUCUGAACACUAUAUUGAACUAUAACAUGAGAUCUGAGUCCAAGAAUGAAUAAUAAAAAAAAUGUGUUGCUUGUUUUUUGUAGAUCAAUUAAAAACAAUUAAAAUUUUACAGUAUUUUUUUUAAAUAUUAACAAUAACAAGAAAGCUAGUAUAUAUAAAGGAACUUGCUGAAUUUUAGUAGAUAGUAGUGUAAGCCUACACAUAAAGCUGGACUAACACAUAGCAGUCAAUCCAUUGGUAUU
This is a messenger RNA of Physella acuta, 927 nucleotides long. RefSeq lists its product as uncharacterized. The record is from RefSeq and is a predicted model, not a curated record. Lineage: Eukaryota; Metazoa; Mollusca; Gastropoda; Physidae.